Hyaloscypha bicolor E is the source of this 377-nucleotide messenger RNA. RefSeq lists its product as uncharacterized. Bases 67 to 237 code for a protein of 56 amino acids. The transcript has a single exon. The record is from RefSeq and is a predicted model, not a curated record. NCBI's taxonomy places the organism in Eukaryota, Fungi, Ascomycota, Leotiomycetes, Helotiales, Hyaloscyphaceae.
GCUUGAGUAUGGGAUCAAGUCGAACCUCAGGGGCAUCAAGCUGGGGACCAUUUUGCCAAUACGUCGAUGGGGAAGGCGGUUUAUGUUGAUUUUUUGGGCGAUGCGCUGAAGGAUGGGAGUUAUAUCGUAGCGCUGGAGCCCGAGGUCGUUGGACGUGGGUUGGAGGCUGUAAACAAGGGAUUUGAGGUUGGUAAGAAGCGUGUGAGGGCCAAGAAGGUGGUUGUUUCUUUGCCGUGACGUUGGCUUUUGGAUAGGCUGAGAUUAUGGGAUCAACUUUGGGAAGGCUAUAAUUUGGUUGUGAUGAUGUCGGUAUAAUAUUUCUAUCGUCGGAGUCUUGACAGGGAACGCUCGGGUAGCUGGCGCGUUGCUUCUUUGGA